Molecule: messenger RNA, 579 nt
Organism: Erythranthe guttata (spotted monkey flower)
Lineage: Eukaryota; Viridiplantae; Streptophyta; Magnoliopsida; Lamiales; Phrymaceae
Source: RefSeq, a predicted model, not a curated record
AUGGAUGGUUUUCUUCGGUGCAAUUGCUUUUCAUACGCGUGCCUCUUGUCGUUGAACAUGCUCUUAAUUAUCAAUGCAGUGCUUGCAGGUAGUACUAAUUAUGUGGAACUUGUUUGUUCCAAGGAUUCGGACCAAGCUUUUUGCAGGAGCAUUCUAACAUCGGAUCCUCAUUCCCAGAACGCAAACUUUACCGGGUUGGCGAACAUUGCAAUAACCUAUGCAUCCCGGAGUGCCAAUGCUACUGCAGCAAAGAUUCAGUCCCUCUCGCGGUUGGAAAAGGAUCCACGACGCAAAGCGAAUUUCGCGGCAUGUGCUACAUACUAUGAAGGAGCUAUUGAUUCUCUGACAUAUGCAUCGGGAGAUUUAGCGAGUGGACAAUACCUUCUACUUAAUUUAGACGGAGGGCGUGUGAAUAGCGAAGCUAUUUCUUGUGAAAAUAUGUUCAAGAGUCGAUCCCCACUUACAAGGGAGAAUUAUCUCUUGGCGCAGCUCGGUGAAAUAAUUAAAUUUGAUGUGGUGGCCGAUGGAAGAGGUGGUGCUUCGGUGGUGAUGGUGAAGGAGAGACAAGUGUGGGUGUAG